Molecule: messenger RNA, 1643 nt
Organism: Ruditapes philippinarum (Manila clam)
Lineage: Eukaryota; Metazoa; Mollusca; Bivalvia; Venerida; Veneridae
Product: zinc finger protein 85-like
Exons: 2
Coding region: 282-1253 (323 amino acids)
Biological process (GO): regulation of transcription by RNA polymerase II
Cellular component (GO): nucleus
Molecular function (GO): RNA polymerase II cis-regulatory region sequence-specific DNA binding; DNA-binding transcription activator activity, RNA polymerase II-specific
Source: RefSeq, a predicted model, not a curated record
UAAAAUUUACGCUGGUAUAGAAAUUACGAACUCCGCCAAAGAUAACAACAAAGCGAUUGGGUUCAAUUUUACAUUUUUUGUCAGAUAUAGCUUUGAUUGGGAUAACUAAACACAGAUAUAUAGAUACUUCUUUAUGUUUGCUAAACAAUCAAGAUGAAAGUAAGUCCAUUUAUUCCUUCUCAUCAGAAUCAAAAGCAUUUAUUUAAAGAAACAUGGACACACAUAUAAGGUACAAACUUUUUAUGUGGUAGUUGUGUGCAAACUCUGUUUUUUCAAAGGACAUGAAUAUGGAAAAUCACACCAGUGAAAACCAAUAUAGCUGCAAUAUCUGUGACAGAUCAUUUACUCAAAACAGUUAUCUGAAAAUGCAUUUGAUUACACACACUGCAGGGAAGAGUUAUCACUGCGAACUUUGUGACAAAUCAUUUUACAAACAAAGUAGUCUUGUUUCACAUUUGAUAAUACAUACUGGAGAGAAAAGAUAUCACUGCAAACACUGUGGCAAUUCCUUUUCUUGUACGGGUAAUCUUAAAAAACAUAUGACCAUUCACACAGGAGUGAAGAGUUACCAAUGUGAACUAUGUGAAAGAUCAUUUUUUUUAGAAAGUAAUUUUAAGAAACAUGUUAUUAUACACACUGGAGAGAAGAGUUAUCAAUGUGAAUUUUGUAAUAGAGCAUUUUACAGAAAAUGUUCUCUUAAAAUACAUAUGAUGGUACACACUGGUGAGAAAAGCUUUAAAUGUGAAGUUUGUGACAAAUCAUUCUACCGAAAAGAUACUCUUAAAUCACACAUGCUUAUACAUACUGGAGAGAAAAACUAUCAAUGCAAGCUCUGUGCUAAAUUGUUCUCUCUGAAAUCUAAUCUUAACAAACAUAUAAAGUUACACAUGAAAGUAAAGGAAUAUAUAUGUAAAGUGUGUGAUGUUUCAUUUUCUUCAAAUAGUGAUCUUGAAAAGCAUACUGCAAUACACACAGGAGAGAAAAGUUAUCAAUGUGAAAUCUGUGGCAAAUUAUAUGUUAGAAUAGGUGACCUUAAAAAACACAUGUCCAUUCACCCAGAAAAAAUGAUAAAUUAUAUAUCAUGUGAAAUAUGCAACAAACUAUUUUCUCAUAAAAAUACAUUAAACACUCAUAUAUUAACCCACACUGUAGUGGUGAAUCAUCAAUGUGAAAUUUGUGAGAAAUCGUUUGUCAGAAAUGAUUAUCUGAAAAAACACAUGACAAAACAUACAGGAGUGACUAAUUAUAUAUAAUAUAAAAUAUGCUAAGAAAAAUAGUCCCAAAGCACAUAUGGUGAGACAUGCCUGAAAGAAGAGAGCUUUUUGUUGAGAAAUAUGUGAGAUAUCCUGAAUCAUGAUCUUAGGAACCAUAUUGCAAUACAUACACACUUGUGGGAGGAAAACUAUCAGGAAAUCAUUAAUCUUUGAGAAGUCAUUUUCUCCCGAGUGUAAUCUUAAAAUGCACAUUACAAGAGUAAAAGUGACUGCUUAGUAUAGACUGUAUUUCGUGGAUUGUGGUUUUAAAUCUCUUAUUAUGGCAAGAAAGACAUGAAAUAGAUAUUGAUAAGACAUUAAUUUGACACAGAGUUGAGAGAAGUACGCUAUAAAUGUGCGACAUAUUGUGUUCCAAAGAUACAGAGUAGA